UCUUACGCCCCGACUCUUGCUGUGUUCUACAAGUACGGCGCAGGGCCGCAUAUUCCGCUCUGCUACGACUUGCGCGCUCGGCAUACAUUCACCCAUGACCGGCCCCACUCAUCCCGAACCCUUCGGGGCGUCCGAUACCGCAUCUGUGGAUCGGGAAUAAGCUCCGGAUUUGAUUCCGAUAAUUCCAACAGCCGACCCGACGACAACUCAACAUGAACCGGACACCACACUCCCCCGCCCUUUGAAACUCAAUUUCCGAGGCGCCGCUGUUCCGAAUCUCCCCAGUCCUUUUCUCGAUCCGACCGCGCCCGGGGAGCAGCUUCAAUGGCGGCCAACAUGACCGUGCAGACACCAGCCGCGACCUCGGCCUCGGGGCAACAACCACCACCACCAACUCAGCCCCAAACAACGACGUCCAAUAAAAAUUACAAGGGCUUCGUAGCAGGCGUCUUCUCAGGCAUAGCCAAACUAUCUGUCGGUCACCCCUUCGACACGAUCAAGGUCCGCCUCCAGACGACCAACGCGAACCGCUUCUCGGGCCCGCUGCAGUGCCUGACCCAGACGCUCCGCAACGAGGGCCUCUUCGGCCUGUACAAGGGCGCGACGCCGCCGCUAGUGGGGUGGAUGUUCAUGGACAGCGUCAUGCUCGGCUCGCUGUCCGUCUACCGGCGGCUGCUCCGCGACCACGUCUUCUCGCCGCACCCCCCGCCGGGCCACCCGCCGCCGCCGCUGCCCGCGCACGGCCACGGGCUCGCCGGCAUCCUGGCCGGCGCCACCGUCAGCUUCGUCGCCGCCCCCGUCGAGCACAUCAAGGCGCGCCUGCAGAUCCAGUACGCCGCCCGCAAGAGCGACCGCCUCUACAGCGGGCCGCUGGACUGCCUGGCCAAGAUAUGGCGCCACCACGGCAUCCGCGGCGUCUACCACGGCCUGCAGGCCACCCUGCUCUUCCGCAGCUUCUUCUUCUUCUGGUGGGGCAGCUACGACCUCUUCUCGCGCUGGAUGCGGCAGCACACCAGCCUGAGCGCCCCGGUCAUCAACUUCUGGGCCGGCGGCCUGAGCGCCCAGGUCUUCUGGGUCAUGAGCUACCCCAGCGACGUGGUCAAGCAGCGCAUCAUGACGGAUCCGCUCGGCGGCGGGCUCAACGACGGCGUCAGGAGGUUCCCCCGGUGGAAGGACGCCGCCAAGGCCGUCUACAGGGAGAGCGGCGCCAUGGGCUACUGGCGCGGCUUCCUGCCUUGCUUCCUCAGGGCUUUCCCCGCAAACGCCAUGGCCCUGGUUGCCUUUGAGGCCGCCAUGCGGGCGCUACCCGAGUGAUGACCGGCCCUGGCCCAUACUUUCGUUUAAAG
This is a messenger RNA of Thermothelomyces thermophilus ATCC 42464, 1346 nucleotides long. RefSeq lists its product as uncharacterized. NCBI's taxonomy places the organism in Eukaryota, Fungi, Ascomycota, Sordariomycetes, Sordariales, Chaetomiaceae. Bases 337 to 1314 code for a protein of 325 amino acids. Gene Ontology annotation, molecular function: transmembrane transporter activity. The transcript is spliced from 2 exons. Gene Ontology annotation, biological process: transmembrane transport. The record is from RefSeq and is a predicted model, not a curated record.